Molecule: messenger RNA, 204 nt
Organism: Caenorhabditis auriculariae
Lineage: Eukaryota; Metazoa; Nematoda; Chromadorea; Rhabditida; Rhabditidae
Source: the annotation of a GenBank genome assembly
AUGGUGGAAGACGAUAUGAGGAAGGUGGCAGACGGUUGGCCGGAGAGCACGGCAAAUAGAGAGCCGCAGAGCGCACUGAAGUGCCGAGAGAGCAAAUUGCAAAGAGAGGCGGCCCUCCGAAGACUACGGACCAGGCGCGGCCAUUCACACGCUCAUAUUCUUGACAGCUUUGCUCGUGUGCUGGACGUGUUCAACACGAGUUAA